UUUAAUAUUCAGAACGAACUGGGGGGAUCGGCUGGAAGUGAGGGAAAGCCCUGCAGAAACAACUUGGCAGCUCUUUUCCGUGAGUGGAGGGGCUGGAGGGAGGUGCUGCAGAGCUCCCCUCCCUGCCCGCAGCUCCCAGCGCCGCCCGGGCCCGGUAUUGUUGCUGCAGCUGGUGUUGUGAAUCAGGCCGACGACAAGCGCUUCCUACAAUCCGGCUAUUUCACUACACCAGGGUUGCAUCAUACCACUCGCUUCGCUCUUCGCCUGCCUCUGGAGCCCUCCUGUCUCUUCCGGAGCAUCUCUGACCGUGCUGUGUUUAACAGACCCCCUCACACACUUAAGGGACUGAUUUGUGCUGUUUUGGGCAAAUCAGCGGUUUUGAUGGAACAGUGAGGUUCUAAAAUAAAGCCAUUUCUGCUGGGUGUGAGUCUGCUGGUGCAUCUCUUGUGAGAGGAAGCUGGUGUCUGCUCUGUGGAGGGUGUUGUGUGAGGUGCUGGGGUGAGGCUCUUUCCUUGUCCCCGCUCUCCAGGCUCCGAGGUGCUCUGCAGUGCUGUGAGGGCUGAGCACGGAUGCUGACCGGGCUGCCUGCCCCCAGCUUCCCGGGUAAGCAGCUGUGCAGGGCUUGGGUGAUCACGGCUGUCUGCCCACAAACAAGGAGGCUGGAGCAAGUCCUCAAAAAUCAGGUCAGAAUCUGUGUGUGAAUGCAGAGACAGCCAGAGGCAGCGGGACAGGCAGGCCCAAUUUUCCAUUAACUUGCAAAGCCGCACAGAGCUGAAAUUCCAAUGGGCUGCCCUCGAAUUUUAUUGCUGGCCUUGUUUGCUGUCUUUGCUGAUCUUAUCUGUAACUGCUUUCGUGGCACAUGUGACAGGGGCUGCAGGGCUGUAACAGGCACCCAUCCCUCCCCCUGUCCUCGCCUGCUGUGGCUGUGGGGUUAUGGCACACAGCUUCAGCUCGUGUUUUGUGUGAUAGGAGCGAGGGUUUAAGUGGUUUAUUAACUCGGGGAUGGGACUGGAGGCAAUUCUGAGCCCUGAGUGCUCAGUGUUCUGUCCCUGGUUCGGGAGGGAAGGAGGCUGUGGGACCAUGGGCAUCUCUGCUGCCUGGUACUGAGAGCUGCCAGCUCCUGGCCCUGGACAAGCACAGACAGACUUACACUGCUCUGUGCAUGCUGGCUUCUCCAGCGCCCUGGAAUCCGAGUCCAGCAGGGGCAUCCCUCAGAUCCUUUGAUGUCGUGCUCUCCCCUUCCCCAGGUUUCACUGUGAGAUAAAGGUGCCAUUCCCCUCCUCACAUCCGGCCCAGCUCAGUGCCACAGGCAGCACCUUGGAGACCAGCCAAGAUGAUUUACGAGAUCUGACGGGUGUGGGGCCAGUAUCCCAGGGAAGGGCGAGGGUGCGUGGGAGUCUUGCUCCCUUUUUCCAUAAUAAAUCCCUAUGGGAACUGAAUGUUCCUGGGUUUGGGCCGGAGGCAAACUCAGCGCUGCAUUUCUCUGCUGAUCUGUCCUUGGGACUUAAUCUCAAAUCCCUUAUCGCUGCCCCCAUCUAGCGCUGGGAGGCAGUGAUGCCCAUUACGGUGGUUUUGGUAUCCCUUCCAGCUAUUUUUUUUCCCCCUGACCAGCUCAGGGCGGUUUAAGCUGAUUCCUUUCCUCUAUUAGCAUCGGUGGCGGGUGUGUGCUGGUCACCUCGCUCCGGUUUUGCGGGGUAUAAAGCCUGCAAGCCCCUCUCCAGCCUGUCCCCCGCCUGGCAGGCUCCUGGGCAGGGGCAAUGGCCGAGCUGCCCGUCCCAGAUCUGCCCCCGGCCCGCUGCAGUGGCCGCUUCACCAUCAGCACCCUCCUGGGCAUGGAGGAGGGGGGCCGGGGUCCCUACACACCCACCGAGGGGUCCAGCUGCGACAGCGUCCAGCCCACUCACCUGUCCAGCAGCACCCUCUGCACCAGGACCUUCGGCUACAACACGGUGGAUGUGGUGCCGGCCUACGAGCACUAUGCCAACAGCAAGGGGGUGGAUGACGCCAGGAAGGGCAGGCCCUCGCUGGCUGACCUGCACUCCAUCCUCAAGGUAACGGGGCUUUGCCGUACCCACAGCAUCUGCGGCAUCCACUGGCCGUGCUGCUGCUCCCUGAGAUGUGUCUGUGACGGGUCACUGUGUCUCCUGCCUCUUGGUGUCGUAACUGGUGCUGUGCCGACUGCACAUCCCCAAGAAGGCCCUGGCAGAAGACAGAAUCCAGCUGUUUCCAGAUGUGUGCUCAAACAGAGCGUUGCCUCCAGGGACAGCUGCCUGAAGUCCACCCUCACCUGCCUUGCCCUUGUCCCACAGCCUGACCCAGGCCGCCUUCGCACGUCGGUGUCUGACCUGCAGCAGAGCAAUGGCCUGCCGGAGGCUGGGCCGGAGGCUGGGCUGGAGGAGGCAGAAGGGGAGCCAGGCAGAGAUUCCGUGCCAGAACCCGUCCGCUUUGGAUGGGUAAAGGGUGUCAUGAUUCGCUGCAUGCUGAACAUUUGGGGAGUUAUCCUCUACUUGCGCUUGCCCUGGAUCACCGCCCAGGCAGGAAUCGCCCUGACGUGGGUCAUCAUCCUCAUGUCCGUGACAGUGACCACCAUAACCGGCUUGUCCAUCUCUGCCAUAUCCACCAAUGGCAAAGUGAAGUCAGGAGGGACCUACUUCCUCAUCUCGCGGAGCCUCGGGCCAGAGCUGGGUGGAUCCAUCGGGCUGAUCUUUGCCUUUGCAAACGCAGUGGCCGUAGCCAUGCACACAGUGGGCUUUGCCGAAACUGUCCGGGACCUGCUGCAGGAGCACAAUUCUCUCAUCGUGGACCCCACCAAUGACAUCCGAAUCAUUGGGGUCAUCACUGUGACGGUGCUGCUGGGCAUCUCCCUGGCUGGCAUGGAAUGGGAGGCCAAGGCACAGAUACUGUUCUUCCUGGUCAUCUUGGUUUCGUUCGUUAACUACCUGGUGGGGACAGUGAUCCCAGCCACCGCUGAGAAGCAAGCAAAGGGCUUCUUCAGCUACCGAGCUGAUAUCUUUGCUCAGAACUUUGUGCCCAACUGGCGUGGACCUGAGGGCUCCUUCUUUGGAUUGUUUUCCAUCUUCUUCCCAUCAGCAACUGGCAUCCUUGCCGGGGCCAACAUUUCUGGUGACCUGAAGGAUCCUGCCGUGGCCAUCCCCAAGGGCACCUUGAUGGCCAUCUUCUGGACCACUAUGUCCUACCUGGUGCUUUCUGCCACCAUUGGUGCCUGUGUGGUCAGAGAUGCCUCAGGCAGCCUGAAUGACAGCGUGGCUGUGGGCUCGCCGGGCUGUGAGGGACUGGCCUGCAGCUUCGGCUGGAACUUCACUGCCUGCACCCAACAGCAAAGCUGCCGAUACGGGCUCAGCAACUACUACCAGAGCAUGAGCAUGGUGUCUGGAUUUGGCCCCCUGAUUACAGCAGGGAUCUUUGGUGCUACCCUCUCCUCGGCAUUAGCCUGCCUUGUCUCAGCCCCCAAAGUCUUCCAGUGUCUGUGCAAGGACCAGCUCUAUCCUCUCAUCGGCUUCUUUGGGAAGGGCUAUGGGAGGAACAGUGAGCCCAUCCGUGGCUACAUGCUUACCUAUGCCAUUGCCAUUGGCUUUAUCCUCAUUGCUGAGCUCAAUGCCAUUGCCCCCAUCAUUUCCAACUUCUUCCUCUGCUCCUACGCCCUCAUCAACUUCAGCUGCUUCCACGCCUCCAUCACCAACUCCCCAGGCUGGCGACCCUCCUUUCGGUAUUACAGCAAGUGGGCUGCGCUCUUUGGGGCCGCAGUCUCAGUGGUGAUCAUGUUCCUGCUGACCUGGUGGGCAGCCCUCAUUGCCUUCAGCAUCGUCGUCUUCCUCCUGGGAUACGUCCUCUACAAAAAGCCAGAUGUCAACUGGGGUUCCUCCAUGCAAGCCAGUUCCUACAACAUGGCCCUCAGCUACUCGGUGGGGCUGAGUGAAGUGGAUGAGCACAUCAAGAACUACAGACCACAGUGCCUGGUGCUGACUGGCCCACCCAACUUCCGCCCGGCAUUGGUGGAUUUUGUGGGGACUUUCACCAAAAACCUCAGCCUGAUGCUCUGCGGUAACGUGCUGAUUGGACCACGGAAGCAGAAGAUGACAGAGACCCAGCUGAUGGCAGAUGGCCACACUAAGUGGCUAAUGAAGAGGAAGAUCAAGGCUUUCUACACAGAUGUGGUGGCUGAGGAUUUGAGAAGUGGUGUCCAAAUGCUCAUCCAGGCUGCUGGCCUCGGGAAGAUGAGACCUAACAUCUUAGUGCUGGGCUACAAGAGGAACUGGCAGACGGCAUCUCCACAGAGCCUGGAGGACUACGUGGGCAUCCUGCAGUACGGCCACGCCGGCUCCUCUGCCUCCUGGGGACACUGGCACCUGGUGGUGGCCCCGCAGUCGCUGAGAGCUGCAGCCAUGUGCGCAGCAUCCAGCUGGACGGUGCCAUCCCCCAUUAACUGCCUUCUCCUCCCUCCUUCCAGCGACGCCUUCGAUUUCAAGUACGGAGUGUGCUUAAUGCGGAUGAAGGAAGGGCUGAAUGUUUCCCGAGUGCUGCAGGCACAUGUUAACCCCACGUUCGAGGCAGCAGAGCACCCCAAGAAUGGUACUGGCAGCAGAGCAGCCCCAGGCACAGCAGUGGAGCCCACCACCUCAGCUAGUGAGCAGCAGGCGAGCACCAUCUUCCAGAGCGAGCAGGGCAAGAAGACCAUUGACAUUUACUGGCUCUUUGAUGAUGGAGGUCUCACACUGCUCAUCCCAUACCUCCUGGGGCGCAAGAAGAGGUGGGGAAAGUGCAAAAUCCGGGUGUUUGUCGGUGGGCAGAUCAACAGGAUGGACGAGGAGAGGAAGGCGAUUGUCUCUCUGCUGAGCAAGUUCCGCCUUGGAUUCCAUGAGGUCCACAUCCUCCCUGACAUCAACCAGAAACCCCGGCCAGAGCACAUCAAGAGGUUUGACGACCUCAUCGCUCCCUUCAGGCUGAAUGAUGGCUUCAAAGAUGAGGCCACAGUGAAUGAGAUGAGACAGGGCUGUCCCUGGAAGAUUUCUGAUGAGGAGGUCGAUAAAAACAGAGCCAAGUCACUCCGACAAGUGAGGCUGAAUGAGAUUUUGCUGGAUUACUCACGGGAUGCAGCACUCAUAGCCAUCACUCCGCCCAUCGGCAGGAAGGGGCGCUGCCCCAGCUCCCUCUACAUGGCCUGGCUCGAGACCCUCUCGCAGGACCUGAGACCCCCCAUCAUCCUCACACGAGGAAACCAAGAGAACGUGUUGACCUUUUACUGUCAAUAAAACCUCCUGGAUCCCUGA
Molecule: messenger RNA, 5288 nt
Organism: Hirundo rustica (Barn swallow)
Lineage: Eukaryota; Metazoa; Chordata; Aves; Passeriformes; Hirundinidae
Gene: SLC12A3
Product: solute carrier family 12 member 3
Exons: 24
Coding region: 1758-5270 (1170 amino acids)
Biological process (GO): sodium ion transmembrane transport; cell volume homeostasis; chloride ion homeostasis
Cellular component (GO): membrane
Molecular function (GO): sodium:potassium:chloride symporter activity
Source: RefSeq, a predicted model, not a curated record